UUUCACUGAGUAAAGUUGUGGUUCGUUUCAGCUCCUGGAUAUUGUCAGCUUUAGUAGUGUUGAUUGACUUUCCUCAGUGGAGAUGCUACAGCUGAAGGCAUCCGAACACGGAGUAUAUCAAGGAUUAAAAGUGAAAAUUUAUUUAUUACCUCAUUGUAUGCAAUUCAUAAUUUGAUUGACACUAAAGUGUACUUACGAGGCCAAAUCGGUGUCGUUAGAGAAUUACACAAUCUUCAUAGUGAUUUAUAGUGAACCUGAAUACUGGAAGACAACCGAAUAGUACAACAAUGUAUGAAAUGUUUUAUGUGUUGAAAAAUUGAUUUCAAACUGAAUUUGUUGUUAAGUGACAUAUAGUGGAAAACUAGUGAGCACAGAACAGAAGCUCGAAAAUGGUGUCCUACUAUAAUCAUUUCACGAUGUACCCGAAAAACCAUGGCAGUAAUCUGUCCUACUCGGCAACCUCGGGCUGGUACCCGGGGAACUACCAGCACCAACCGCCACAUCCGCAGUUUAUCGGUGAUGGGGAAUCUUCGCCCCAGGCAAUGUUUUAUACACAUCCGCAUGCCUUUCAUCAGCCUAGUCCGGAUUGGAGUGGCCACGAAAGUUUCUCAACGCCACCUCAGACCUCAUUGCUUCCCCACGGACCUAGUCCCGGGGGAUUGCACCUGGGCCAGAGUGCAGCAGGCGGUAGCAGCAGUAAUAACAACGCAAACGAUCACAUCGGAGAUGGCCCACACUGUAUGCCGUCGCCACCGAUCACCGUAUCCGGUAGUGACAUGUCCAGCCCGGGAGCACCGAACGGGUCGUCUUCACCGCAGAUCACCUCCCGGCCAACGCCGGUCAAGAGUCCCUAUGAGUGGAUGAAGAAGCAGUCAUACCAGACGCAACCCAAUCCAGGCAAAACUCGCACCAAGGACAAAUACCGGGUCGUUUAUACGGACAACCAGCGGUUCGAGUUGGAGAAGGAAUUCCACUACACCCGAUACAUCACCAUACGGCGAAAAUCUGAACUGGCACAAAAGCUACAGCUAUCCGAGCGGCAGGUGAAAAUCUGGUUCCAAAACCGCCGCGCCAAGGACCGCAAGCAGAAGAAGAAGUCCGAAAAUGGUCCAAUCAACAUGAACGGCCAAUCGCUGAUGGCAGCUCACUCCCAGCAUCACAACGCAUCCCAGGCCAUGUCUAGCUUGCUGGUGGACACAAAGCCGAAACUCGAACCGUCACUGCAUCUGUCCCAUUUGCACCAAAUGAGUGCGAUGAGCAUGGGGAUGGGCUCGAUGGGGCUGCAUCAUGCUCACCACCCGUUACAUCCACACCUUGGAGUACCGACGUCGCAGCACCUCAAUCAGGGUCACGGUUCGCAAGGGCCGCCGGCUUCACUGAAUGUGAUGUGAUGUGGUUCGUUCGAAGCACCCGAUUUAAAUCUAUGCGAGUAAAAUCAUAAAUUACGAGCGUUUAGCCAGCUUAAAAGUUUAUUAGUAGUGAAAGGAAAACUUAUUCGAGAUAUCGUAGCGGACCCAUGGAGGUAGAAAAAAAUUGGUUGCAUCGAGUAGAUAUCUAUGUAUGAAAGUUUUAGCAUGCUGGAAGCGAAAAUGCCUUAUUAGAGUCGGAACAAGUCAACCAUUUUGUUGCUUCCCGAUGCCGCAACUACGUUGCUAACCAAAUUCCGGUCACGCCGUAAAACGAAACAAAAACAACAGUAUCUAUCCAUCCAUUCCCGUAUAAUUAUCCCGUUGCCGAGGUUUGCCUGUGUUAUGAAUAAUUUAUGAACCAAUAAAUCCCCUCCCUGAUUAUAUUUCGGUACCAUGCCGACUGUAGCCCCAUUUUCCAUGGACUGUUUUCAAUGUCCUUUCGGAUGAAGAGAAACUGGAAAUUUUACAUUAUUUUUAUUUCUCAAUUCAACUAGAUGGAACUGUGUCCAUUUCGACCAACUGGCUACUUUCCAACGAAACUUAGUUUUGAAGCUAUGUAGGCGCCCCCGACUUGCCAUGUGGGCAUUGGCUUGGCUAUAGCAUCAAAAAUACCCGAAUCGAAUCCAUUGUUUCCACGUACCAAUUUUCGAAAAGACGUGUCUACAGCCGUUACAUUUUGGAAACAGCAUAGCUAUUAAAUCAACAAAGUGCAAUGUAAAAAAAUGAUAUACUUUUAAUAACAUUAAUUUUAGUCUGUAAGAAUUGUUAGUUUUCAAAAUGCAACGAGUUUAAGCUGAGAACAUGCCUAUAUACGAUAUCGUGAUGACUCUUGACAAAAUUUAUAUAACGAAAACAUCGAAACGGUAAAUAUUUAUUCUUAUCGUCAUCAUCCGUCAGUUCAGCUUGCGUACGCUGACAACAAUGUGACAGAUAACAUCUGUAGGAAACGUGACGUUCAGCUUUGUCGUAGAAAAACGAAAGCGAUUGAUUCUGGAAUUGGUUUAUAUUCUAGCCUUCAACUGUGCUAAUUGAUUGAUUUGAUUGCCGGCUGAGUAUUAAUAAUCUUUACACUUUAAUCAAAUUGAACAGAAACAGAACACAUAAAAAUUGUAUUAAAGACUUCAAAUUUCAAAUAAAGACAUUGGCGAAUCAUUGCAACUAUUGUCGCUAUAUUUUUUGUAAAUAUUAUUCAUGAUUCGUGUCACUGUAGCUAAUAUUAUUCUUUGACGAUAAUUGUUGUUGAACUUUUGUCAUCUGAGACCGCCAUUUAUACAGGAGAGGUGCUAAUUGUUUCACACGGACACCUCUCAGACCCAGGCUCAAAUUUGAGAGACUGGACGAACUUAAAUCAGAGAUUAAUUUGCGGCCUUCGUUUGGCAUUCUUUCGUUGCGGUUUAGUAGUAGCAGUAGUGUUUGGUAGUAGUUGUAGUAUUAAAGUUAGUGUUAGAAGUAAUAAUAUAAGUGCGACGGGUUUUCCCAGGAUAAUCACGCACCGGCUGAAAGUCCAAUAGUUGCAAAAAGUGCUGAAUCGAGAUUACGCUACAAUUAGAUUGUUUUUUUUUUCGUCUUCAUACUGCUUUUUGGUUGUUUUUGUUUACCCUACUCAGCUUUGAGUUACAUUCUCCGAAGUAUGCUCUAUGUGAAUCCAAUUGACUACUUAAUAAUGAAGGUUUUGUGAGAAAAUUGUUAUCGUAGGUAAUCCAUUUAGUUUUUGUAAGUGAAACGAAAAUAAAGAAAAAUCAUUAUCUCAUA
Messenger RNA from Malaya genurostris, 3161 nucleotides. RefSeq names its product homeotic protein caudal (gene cad). Lineage: Eukaryota; Metazoa; Arthropoda; Insecta; Diptera; Culicidae. The coding region runs from base 390 to 1391 and encodes 333 amino acids. Gene Ontology annotation, biological process: regulation of transcription by RNA polymerase II; animal organ morphogenesis; anterior/posterior axis specification. Gene Ontology annotation, cellular component: nucleus. The transcript is spliced from 2 exons. The record is from RefSeq and is a predicted model, not a curated record. Gene Ontology annotation, molecular function: RNA polymerase II transcription regulatory region sequence-specific DNA binding; DNA-binding transcription factor activity, RNA polymerase II-specific.